Fonsecaea multimorphosa CBS 102226 is the source of this 420-nucleotide messenger RNA. RefSeq lists its product as uncharacterized. The record is from RefSeq and is a predicted model, not a curated record. NCBI's taxonomy places the organism in Eukaryota, Fungi, Ascomycota, Eurotiomycetes, Chaetothyriales, Herpotrichiellaceae. The coding region runs from base 1 to 420 and encodes 139 amino acids. The transcript has 3 exons.
AUGACCACGGCGGCUCUACAAGCUUCGACGGCACCGAUCAGCCUGCCGCCGAUCAGCAGCAUCGACUUCCACACUCAAGUCGCACACAGGCCGGAACCAGAAGUUGUGCAACCUCUACCGCCCCCACCGCCAGCACCGCAACGUGUGCUGCCACCGCUGCCGUAUCCUUACGCUGUUCGACCAGCCCCAGCACAAGUACCCCCGCCGCCUGUGCCUUCCGAGACGGAUGCCUCUGCCCUCGACGACGGACCCGAAUUUGAUCGUUGCACCUCCUCGACACAAAGCGAAGGAGGUGAAGAGACGGACGAAGACAGGAUGUCUAACAUGCCGAAAGAGGCGCAUCAAGCCCUGCCCGCACUCUCCAUUGUGUUCAUGUCACCAGCACGUCUUUUGCCCACGUUCCCGACACACAUGGGUUGA